Molecule: messenger RNA, 1197 nt
Organism: Hirsutella rhossiliensis
Lineage: Eukaryota; Fungi; Ascomycota; Sordariomycetes; Hypocreales; Ophiocordycipitaceae
Exons: 6
Coding region: 1-1197 (398 amino acids)
Source: RefSeq, a predicted model, not a curated record
AUGGCUUAUCUAUUUCCUCCGGGGACGGACCUUUGCCAAAUCCCAACUGCUAUCCCUCCCGACGGCCAAUUGGUCAACUUUACCAAUCCGCCGUCGCUGAGAACCUUGACCAUUGUACUGGGCGUCACCUUGACCACAUGGGCUACUGUAUUCACUCUGGGAAGACUGUAUGCAAACAUCCGAAAGCUGAAUAUCAGCGAUGGCUUCGCUUUGGUGGCUCUCCUUUUCGGCAUCGCUCACGCCGUGGUCAUAAUGAUCCUCUCUCGACAUUUCCGCCACCAGUGGAACGUACCGCUUUGCACGUUUAACGGAGACUUUGCACAUACUUCGUACGUGGCGACAGUCUUGAACGGUCUGGGGUUGUUGUUUGCCAAGACGGCCACAUUGCUGCUCUUCAACCAGCUCUUCACCGUCUCGACUCGAAUGCGACUAGCGAUCCGAAUCGGCCUCGCUGCCAACCUUGUCACCCACAUAGUGUGCAUCGCGCUCAUGAUCCGCUACGCAACGCCACAGAGCGGCCAAAGUUGGGACGACUUGAUGGUCGCGGCCAUCAAGAACCCCAACGUAUUUGCUCUUUACUUGGUCAUAGCCCAGGGGGCAGUGGGUGUGCUGAUGGACAUAUACAUCUUCGUCCUGCCAUUGCCCGUCGUUUUCAGGCUCAAGCUGUCUACGAAAAGACGGAUACAGGUCAUAGCUGUCUUCUUCACGGCCGUUCUGGGAGUAGUCGGCAGCAUCAUGACUCUCGUGUACAGAACCCGAACCCUCCGGGAAGGUGACAAAAUGUGGGAAGCGGGUGCUAUCAUGAACUGCAACCUCGUCGAGAUGAACGUGGCCAUCAUCAUCGCCUCAGCACCAGGCUUCGCCACAUUCAUGCGCCGGCACGUUUUGGAGACGAAGCUGGUCAGGAUGUUGCGCUCGACGCUUGGUGGAAGCGGUGCCGGCAGCUCGAGCGUGUCGAGCUCUGCCGAAAAGCGAGACCCGAACCAGCCGCGAACAGGGCGAGAAGACGGCGCACGAAGGCCUGGCCUGAACGACCGCUACUACAAGCUCAGCGAUACCUGGUUUCUCAAGUCCGGGGCAUCGGUGACCGAGGUCCAGGCAGGCCCGUCGCCGGCGGAGCACGACGCCAACGACAUCAGGGUGACCAGCACGGUAGAUGUCGACAGGCGGUUGAAGGUGGCCCCGAGCCCCGUUUAG